AUGGCAUCUCAAGCCAACGAGAUCAGCGACUCUGCCCGGUGGCUUCUAGUCUCUCGCCGCGAUCUCUCCGCAAACUCCUCCUUCUUCUACGGUGUCAAAUCGACCCAGAUCUUCUGCCGGCCGACGUGCCCUGGUCGCGUCGCUCGACGGGGUAACGUCAUCUUCUUCAACGAUCUACAGCAUGCCUCGGAAAAUAACGGCCGCAAGAUUGCACACCGUGCACAUGCCAUGAUUAUGGCCGCCGAGACCGACAAUGUCAAGUGGACCGUGGAGAGCUUGGCCCGGAAGCUGGGUAUCACCAGCGCGCACCUUCACCGGCAGUUCAAAAAGUGGUUUCUCAUGACACCGAAAGUCUUUGCUGCAUCUCUUGGUGCUGCAGAUGGAAGCUCAGCGGAACAUCCGAGACUUGAUGGUCAAGCUUUGUGCUCGGACUACAUGCUACCAGAGACAACUAGUGAUCUGGAAGAUUUAUAUGCUUUGGAUAACUUCGCAGACAACUUCACGAGUUGGUUUGCAGAAGAUAUGGACUUUUUACCGUCCCUGGACCUUACCACAGACACAGGAUCAUGA
Colletotrichum gloeosporioides is the source of this 570-nucleotide messenger RNA. Its product is annotated as Bifunctional transcriptional activator/DNA repair enzyme Ada. Gene Ontology annotation, molecular function: zinc ion binding; methyltransferase activity; DNA binding. Gene Ontology annotation, biological process: regulation of DNA-templated transcription; DNA repair. The transcript is spliced from 2 exons. The record is from RefSeq and is a predicted model, not a curated record. Lineage: Eukaryota; Fungi; Ascomycota; Sordariomycetes; Glomerellales; Glomerellaceae. The coding region runs from base 1 to 570 and encodes 189 amino acids.